GAGAACAAACAAGAUGUGGAAGCUUUUGUGCCUCCUUGCCCUCUGUGGCCUGCUGAGCCCUUCUGAAGGAAAAGUACCAGGGAUUAGAUCUGUGUUUUCCAAUACAGAAAUAAAUAAAGUCCUUAUCUCUGUUCUGAAGCAGAAUGACCUUCUUGGGAAUCACCUGAAAGCCAUUACACUUUCUGACAUUGAUCUUGGAGGACUGCUCAGUUUAACUGGUAAAAUUGCUGGGCUCAAAGUUUCAAGUGCCCAAAUUACUGGUUCUGCGGUGGUCCUCCUUCCAGAUAAAAUAAACGUAACUAUUUCUGUUCACGUGGAAAUCACUGGCAGCGCGCUCCUACUAACCACAAGUGCUGUUUCUAUUUCACUUGAUUUGAGCUUGAGAGUCAUAUAUGGAUUUGAAAACUUCUCAGACGGUUUCUUAGAUGUUAAAUUUUAUGAAUGUGCUAAUGCAUAUGGAGCCAUUGACAUCCAAGUCUUGGGCAUUUCGCUUCCACUGUCAGCGAUAACAACCAUCCAGAAUUCUAUUAUCGCCGACCUAAACCUCCAGCUCUGCCCCAUUCUGAAGGUUGUCUUUGAUGUGGCGAAGGUGGUACUGUUGAACACUCUGAAUGUGGUGUUUCCCCUGGGCAUUUAUGGAAACGUGAAGAUUCAGUUGGCAAGCUUGCCUGCAUUACUGGACGCUUAUGUUGGAAUAGAUCUAUAUGUUGAUCUCCAGGUAGCAGGUACCAUCAUUUCCAUUCCCAGCGUAGCCCUCUCUAUUGGCGUGCCUCUUUUGCACAACUAUAAGCACUGCCAGGCUAUCCAUCCCGGAGUGGUGAACAUCGUCUUGUCUGUCAUAUCCCCCAAACAGCCUGUGGAAUUGAGCUGCACCCCUGACAAAUAUUCUAAAGCCGACGAACUGAGGAACGCUAUUUUAGCUCUGAUUCCAGCUGGGAGCUCUGCAAUCAUCUCCGCGAAUACCCUGUACCUUAGAAUCUUCCUCCUGGUGGAUCCAGUGAUUGAGUUUAAAGCUACUGGGGCCAUUGUUUUUGCCAAAGUCCAAGUCGAGGUGUUUGUCAAGAACGCAGAUGGAUCUGUAUUGUCCGUACUUGUUGUCAGCAGUAACCUCAAGUUGGCUGCCGCAAUCUCCGUAGUUUCUAGCAAACUGAAGAUAGUCCUCUCCAUCUCCGGGAAUCCGCUUCUCCUGGUAUCUUCAGGUGUUGGCAUCAUUGAUGUUUCCAGCCUUGUAUCCCACUUCAAUAACUUACUGGCUGAAAUCUUUUUGCCUCUUAUCAAUGGGCCUCUUGCUUCUGGAAUCCAUCUGCCUGCGAUCCUAGGCAUUUCCUUGGACAGCGUGUUUAUCCAGCUUACCGACGGUGCCCUUCUGCUGUAUAUCUAAAGCAGAGGAUCAACCAAGCGCAGAAGCCUCUACGCAAAACCACAACAUGAAUGCUUUGUUUUGUUGCUCUAACUUGAUUCCAGCUGAUUCUUUUGUGUGUGUGUGAUUCUCACACAAGUCUUUCAAUAAAUGUAUUGGCUUCU
Molecule: messenger RNA, 1524 nt
Organism: Sceloporus undulatus (fence lizard)
Lineage: Eukaryota; Metazoa; Chordata; Lepidosauria; Squamata; Phrynosomatidae
Product: BPI fold-containing family B member 4-like
Exons: 16
Coding region: 14-1381 (455 amino acids)
Molecular function (GO): lipid binding
Source: RefSeq, a predicted model, not a curated record